UCCUCUCUGCUGGGGAACCUUUGGACCACUCCCCCUGCUCCACCGAGCAGUGUUUCUGGCUACAGCUGACCCACCAUGGCCGCUGCUCCCAUCAAAAACUUCCUGGUUACCUUUUUAAUGCCAGAAAAAUGUUACGAAGAGCUUGUGGUCAAAUUGCACGUGCACGUGCCUUGCUUAAAGUUUGCAAUGAACAGAAUUGUCGGAUUAUGGAUCAUACUGGACACAUUCCUGGCACCGCUCCCUCAGCUGUUAAAGAUCCUGUGGAGAAGAAGUGCAGAGGGCCUCAGUCUGAGCUCUGCGCUGCUGCAGCUGUAUGCCUUAUCGUGUCCUGUGGUGUACGCCAUGGCCAACAACUUCCCCCUCUUUGCCUGGGGUGAGAGGCUCGUCACUUUGGCUCAGACUGCAGCAAUUGUCUUCCUUAUCCUGCAUUACCGUGGAGAAACCCUCACAGGAAUGCUGCUCCUCUUGGUUUACGGCGGUUUAAUGUUCCUUUUGGGCUCGUACGCAGCUGCAGCAGUAGCCUCAGUGAUGCAGGCCUCCAGUUUGGCUGCUUUAGUUGCAAGCAAGGGUCUCCAGGCUCGAACUAACUACUGUAACAGCAACACAGGCCAGCUGUCCACUCUGUCUGUGUUCCUGUCGUGGACCGGGUCUCUGGGUUCUAUCUUUGUGUCUCUGCAGGAGACAGAAAGCUUGUUUACCACCCUGUCACACACACUGUCCGUCUGCCUCAGCUGUGUUCUGCUGACUCAGGUCCUCUGCUACAGGAACAGCACCGCCACGAAAAUGAAGAUUGGUUAGAGGAGACAUCAUAUAUCAUAAUAUGAAAAUUCUUCCUGUCAUUCAAGAAAUGUUUCGUGCUUCUACGCAAGUUGUUGGCAUGUUACUAACUCAAAGACAGCACAGAUGUAGCAGGAAAUGUUUACACAAACUUCAUUUGGUAACACCUAAAUGAAUUAAGUUCUUUCAAAUUAAUUUAAUAAGUUAGAUAGAUAGAUAGAUAGAUAGAUAGAUAGAUAGAUAGAUAGAUAGAUAGAUAGAUAGAUAGAUAGAUAGAUAGAUAGAUAGAUAGACUUUAUUUAUCCCAAGCUGGGAAAUUACAGUGUAGCAGCAGCAUUACACACAGAGACAAUAACAACACAAUUAAAUAAUUAAAUAAAAAGAACAACCUAGGCAUACUUCAAGCAAUGAAAUAUAAAAAAUACAAUAAAAUGUAAUGUAAAAAUACAAAUAAAGUGUCUAAAGAAGGAGUAUGUAUUAAGGAGUAGAAUUUCAGUGCAGAAUAAAUAUGAAUAUGCAGUAUAAAAAUGUUGGUGCUAUGAAACAAAUAAGGUGCAAUGAACAGUGUGCAUAAAAAACACAUAAAGUGCAUAACGACGGUAUGUAAUGAACCAGACUAUUUGUUAUUGUACAGGGUGAUGGCAUGUGGAAGGAAAGAUUUUUAUAUAUAUAUAUAUAUAUAUAUCUUUAGAUUAACACAAUUGAUUUUAAAUUAAUUUGAAAGAACUUAGUUCAUUUAGGUGUUACCAAAUGAAACAAUUCAAUUAAGUUGAUUCUUUUUUCAGUGCAGUGUUAUUUGUACAAAUAUGCCUGUUACACAUGCUACUACAUUCAUGUCUACUUUAAGACGCGUCAUGUGCUGUGUGUGUCUGUGUAAAUGCUAUACAGUCAUUCUAUACAUUUUAAAUAUAACUUCGCUGUUGGUUUUGAAUUAUUGUGAGGAGGAGAGAAUAAAAAAUGUUUUUUACUUAUCUGAAUUUUGUGAAUGAGUUUAAAAAAAACGUUUGGCAGCUGUAGAAGUAUUUUUGUCAAUGUGAGAAAAGGUUUUGCAUGCAGAACGUGUAAAGGGUUUUCGUAGCUGUAAAAAUAUUUUGUGUAUGUAUAUAUUUAAAUAUGUAUGCAGUAAUAUUAUCAACAGUGAGGUUUCACAAAGUCUAAAAGACGAAUACAUAUUUACAUUUCCUGUCUGUGGGAGGGACACUGAAAUGAGUUACAAGCACAAAUUUCACCCCUGUUUUUACACUUCAGAGAUAAUAAUGAAAUAUGUGAUCCCAUGGGACUGAGUUCUUCUUUUCCCAACAUGGUCUCACAGAAAUCCGUGAAAUAGCCACGGAUUUCGCUUAACUCAAAAUCCGUGGAAUUGCCACGGAUUCGCUCAAAUUUCCGUGAAACUGACACGGAUUUCGCUACAAUGCAAGUUAAUGACAGUCAUAUC
Messenger RNA from Centropristis striata (black sea bass), 2212 nucleotides. RefSeq names its product mannose-P-dolichol utilization defect 1 protein-like. Lineage: Eukaryota; Metazoa; Chordata; Actinopteri; Perciformes; Serranidae. The record is from RefSeq and is a predicted model, not a curated record. Gene Ontology annotation, biological process: oligosaccharide biosynthetic process. The coding region runs from base 76 to 798 and encodes 240 amino acids. The transcript has 7 exons.